Molecule: messenger RNA, 1308 nt
Organism: Sphenostylis stenocarpa
Lineage: Eukaryota; Viridiplantae; Streptophyta; Magnoliopsida; Fabales; Fabaceae
Source: the annotation of a GenBank genome assembly
AUGGGAUCAGCUUGUUGUGUUGCAGCAAAGGAUCCUAAUCUUCCUAACAGAACUGGAAGUGAAAGCUUGCGUAGAGAUGUUGUGUUUUCACCUUCGUGGAGCUUUCAAUGGGAUAGUCGGGGGCGUGUUGCUGGUGAAGUUGAGAAUCCUUCCUAUCACACAUCUCAUGUGGACAGUAGAAAUGUCAGCAUGGAGUUAAAAGGUUCAUUAAGUUCUGAAAGAGGUAAUUUGUCUGAUGGGGGAAGCAUCAUGGAAAAUUCUGUGACUCCUAUUUCUCUGAAGUCCCCUGUUGAUGAGGAAUUGGUUGCAAAUCUGAUGACCCCCUCUUCUGAUCUGUCCAUGUCAAGCAAUUUUUCUACAGUGGUGAAGAACCCAGUGGAAUCUUCAAUACCAAAUCUUUCUUUUUCAAUACCUUCAGUCUUCUCAACGCCUACAGCAGAUCCUUUGCCUAAUCACAAUUAUCACCAUCUUCCCAACUCUACCCCAACAAGAUGGGCGCAUCGGUCUCCAGCACACCCUCUGUUGAGACAGAUUUCUGAUAGUCGAAUAAUGGGUCUGAAAUCGCCAGACAACUCAAUUUCUGAGGGAAGGCCAUCAUUUGUACUCUCUACUUGCAGCAAUGAUAUGGCUGCUGGAUCGCUGUGUGGAUCAUCUGAUGGCUGGUCAAUGCGCACCUUCUCUGAGAUGGUGGCAUCAUCCCAAAGGGAAAGGUGGUCUUUUGAUAGUGAGUGUUUCAGCUCUGGUAGACACAAAAUAAGUGGAUCCAGUGGCCGGUUCUCGUAUUCUCCCUCCAUGGAACUACAAUCUUGUGGGGCAUGCUCAAAGCUUUUGACUGAAAGAUCAACAUGGAGCAACCAGAAGUUUCUUCCCAGCAAUGACCUCUCAGUUGUUGCUGUUCUGGUGUGUGGUCAUGCAUAUCAUGCAGAAUGUUUAGAGGCUAUGACACCAGAGGCAGAUAGGUAUGAUCCAGCUUGUCCAAUUUGUAUGGUUGGAGAGAAGCACUUUUCAAAGUUGUCCAGAAAAGUUCUUCGUGCUGAAUCAGAGAUAAAGGCCAAGAACCACAAGGUAUCCAGAAACCGUGUAGUUGAUAGCUACCUUGAUGGUGGUUUUGACGUUUUUGAUCACCAAAAAGAUAUUGAUUUGGGAGGAAAAGUUUCAAAAAUGGAGCCUAGCUCCAGUGCGAGGAGUUCAUUUGGAAAGCCAUUCUUGAGGCGGCACUUUUCACUUGGGUCCAAGUGGAGCCGAUCCCUGUCUGAGAAUGAUUCUGCAAGGAAGAAAGGCUUCUGGGCAAGAUAUCGUAAAGAUUGA